UCAGAAUACUCCAGCAGCCCGCGUGAAGAGAACUGAGGUCUCUCCAGCCAGCGACGAGAGCAUUCCCGAGUAAUGCGAGUGAGCCACCGUCGCCAAACCCAACCACACCUCAGGAACUCUAGAAAAACACAGGCCACAGUUCCCUGUCUGCACCCCUACCAGCAUGAGCGGCAACGGCACGGACUUCACCACCGGCUACCUCUCCUCUGCGGUAGCGAUUCUCUUGUUUGGCUCCAACUUUGUACCACUUAAAAAAUACGACACGGGUGAUGGGAUGUUUCUUCAGUGGGUGCUCUGUGCUGCCAUUUGGUUGGUCGCCUUGGUGGUCAACUUGAUACUCCGCUGUCCCAAAUUCUGGCCUUUUGCGAUGCUCGGCGGCUGCAUUUGGGCAACAGGGAACAUUGCUGUCGUCCCAAUUAUCAAAACCAUCGGUUUAGGUCUUGGCCUCCUCAUCUGGGGAUCGUUUAAUACCUUAACUGGCUGGGCAAGUUCAAGGUUCGGCUGGUUUGGGAUGGAUGUGGAAGAAGUGUCGAACCCCAUGUUGAACUACAUUGGAGCUGGGCUGUCCGUAGUAAGCGCCCUCACGUUUUUGUUCAUCAGAAGUGAAGUUGAGACUUGUCCAAGCAGUGUGGACAACACGCCACUGAUAACAGAACCUGUGAUCAACACAGCCGAAGACCCCUGUGUCGAUUCCUCCUGGGUGGAUAGACUUUCUGCCAAGUACCACCGCAUUGUAGGCUGCAGCCUUGCAGUGAUAUCCGGGAUACUCUAUGGAUCGACGUUUGUGCCGAUCAUUUACAUCAAGGACCACAGCAAAAGAAAUGAGAGUGUAUAUGCGGGCGCUAGCCAGUUUGACUUGGACUACGUUUUUGCACACUCCAGCGGCAUCUUUCUUACAAGUACAGUCUACUUUGUGGCCUAUUGUGUAGCCAUGAGAAAUAGGCCAAAGCUGUAUCCAGAGGCCAUCUUACCAGGUAAGGAAGGACUCACUGCAUUUUUCCAGGGUAUCAUUAUAUCAAAAUAUCUAAUAAAAUUAAAGUUCUUUUAUUUUAAGGGUCCUGGACUUAUUGCUGCGUUAUGGGGUAUCUUCAUUUUCAAGGAAAUACAGGGUCUCCGAAACUACUUACUAUUGUUGCUGGCCUUCUGCAUCAUCUUGUCUGGGGCCCUGUGCACGGCUUUUUCCAAAAUCUAACCUCUUCACGACAGGACCAGCAGGUGGCAGCAGUGGCUAGAAGAGUCGCUCUCCCGCACGAGGGACUACUGCAGACUGCUAAACCGGCUGUAGAGCAAUGGAUCUCUGCCACUCUGGGAAUAAAUGGAUAGAUGACUGUUUAUUCCACAAACAUGAGAAUGAAGAGAGGCCGUGAAAAGUCCUUCCAGUGAGCUGUUAACGAAGGCAGGACUUCUCUGGGGAGCUCAAAGACAAGCUGCCUUCUUGGAUCGCCCUGUCUGAGGGUGCGUAUUCCAACAGUGUCUACUUCGCGUUAUAAUCCAGAAAAUAGGAUGGAUUUUGUACAAAGAAAAUUGCCCCCCACAUUUAUAACAUUAAUGAAGAGGAGCAGAAGCAAAUACUUCGUCGGCUGAGGGAAGAAACGGACUCUCCUUAUGGAAUUCAGGUUCAAAGAUACCAGGGCCCUUUGCUAGAGAAAGUAAAUGUCACAGUUGCUAACUGAAUGUUUAAAAGGCCAGCUCAUUAUUUUUAGCCAAAAAUUGCUUUGACUUUACCAUUGUUCAGCUCUUCACAUUGCCUGUCUUUCUUAGAUCAAAAUAUUUUGAUAGUUAUUCCAGAUAAAAAUCCAUCCCCAGAGAGCAAGUCACCAGCCCUCACAAUAAGUAAGUGUGGUAUAAUUCAUGAGCACACAUAUGGUGCGCAUGGUUGCAGAUUUGGAGAACAUUCUAGAGUUGACAGGAAUAAAGGUUUUAUUUCAUCAGAUUCAAGUUAAAGGGAACAUGCUCAGUGGACUACUAUAUUUUUGUUCCUAAAAUGCCAUUACUUAAAAUCCUUUUCAUUGGAAGUGUUUUGUUAUGAUCCUAUCUUAAAUGACUUCCAGGAGACAAAAAAGCACAGCAAAUGUAUUGUUUUGAUUCUUUAGGAAAACAACCAGCCUUGCAAACACACCGCUCCUUACCAUGGCGUCUGCACCCUAAACAUAGCAACCACAUUUGUCUGUGCCUCUUCUCCAUUCUCUCCUGAUACUGCAGUACUUGGCUGUGCUAGAGAAACAGAAUAAGAGCAUCCUUCACCUGAUGAUGCUCCCUCUGAGUUGUGUGGCUCUGGACCUUAGCAUGUCACGCCUCCUGUGAUGGGCAAUUAAGGAUAUUAUGUGUCUUAAAUUCUGUUGUCCGGGGUAGUUCAAUCUGUAAGUAUGUCCACAAAUGUCUUGUUGUCUGACAAACAUUCUAAACUUGUUUGCUAUUGUUAUUACAUGUUAAUCAAGGGGAAACAAAGCUUAUAGAUAGAAAAAAAUCUUGGAAUUUAUCAAAACUACUGUCCUUAUUACUAUCAUCCAUCCCUAUUUGCCUCUCAAAUCAGAAAUGUCACUGAAUCACUAACCCAGACAAUAUUUGAUAAUAUCUUUUACCCACUUUAGUUUUUACUUGAAAUGCCAUUAUAUUAUGCUGAUAUGACUUCUGAAUAAAUGUCUAUGACAGAAAA
Messenger RNA from Myodes glareolus (Bank vole), 2656 nucleotides. Lineage: Eukaryota; Metazoa; Chordata; Mammalia; Rodentia; Cricetidae. The record is from RefSeq and is a predicted model, not a curated record.